Molecule: messenger RNA, 1881 nt
Organism: Dichotomopilus funicola
Lineage: Eukaryota; Fungi; Ascomycota; Sordariomycetes; Sordariales; Chaetomiaceae
Product: peptidyl-prolyl cis-trans isomerase cyp15
Exons: 3
Coding region: 1-1881 (626 amino acids)
Biological process (GO): protein folding; protein peptidyl-prolyl isomerization
Molecular function (GO): protein binding; peptidyl-prolyl cis-trans isomerase activity
Source: RefSeq, a predicted model, not a curated record
AUGGCCGACAGCAGCAACGACGACGACACCAAGUCAAACAAGCGAAGCCACGCUGACUUCGCUGGCGACGAUGGCGACGGCAGCUCGUCGGACGAUGAUAUGGGGCCACAGUUGCCUUCCGCAGCUCCGAAGAAAAAGCGGCGCGUUCUCCCCUACGAAAAGCUGUACAUCUCGGCCCUCCCUAAAUCCGCGCGGUACUCGAGGUCACUCAUGCACAAGGAGCAGCUCGCGUUCCUUACCAUGACACCGCUCACCGAAUUUUUAAUUACAACAUCCGUUGAUGGUGCCGUCAAGUUCUGGAAGAAGAUUGCCGAAGGGUUCGAAUUUGUCAAGGAGUUCAAAGCACACCAAGGCGAAGUUCGCUCUGUGUCGUGUAGUCAGGAUGGGCGGAGCUUUGCGACGGCUGGUGUUGACAACACUGUGAAGCUGUUUGACGUGGUUACGUUUGACCUUCUUGCCGUUCUCCAACUUGACUCGACGCCGCGCUGUGUCUGCUGGGUCCACAAGAAAGGCUCGUCCUUACCUCUUUUAGCUGUCUCUGUCAACGAGCCCAAGCCGAGUAUCCGCAUCUAUGACGGAAGGGGGGAGGAUCAGGAACCAAUUCACACUAUUGCCGGCUUGCACCGGAGCCCGGUCUCCCUCAUGGCAUAUAACGGACACCACGACUGCGUGAUAUCGAUGGAUGAGGGCGGCAUGGUGGAAUACUGGCAGCCGGGGGGCACAUACGGAAAACCGGAAACCGUCUUCAAGUUCAAGAGUUCCACCAGUUUGUUCGAGUUCAAGAAAUCGAAGUCGGUACCAGUAUCACUCACUCUCUCGGCCGACGGGAGCCGAUUCGCGACCAUAUCGUUCCCCGACCGGAAAAUUCGCGUCUUUGAUUUCGCCUCGGCCCAACUCCAACGGACGUACGAGGAAUCCCUCGAGGUUAUGGAGGAAAUGCAGCAGGCCGGGACCGCCUUGCAGAAGCUCGACGCCGUGGAGUUUGGUCGCCGCCUUGCCCAGGAACGCGAACUUGAGUCGCCGGAGUUUCGCAACAAGUUCAACGUCAUCUUUGACGAAUCGGGCCAUUUCAUCAUGUAUGGGUCGUACCUCGGCGUUAAGGUUAUCAACACGUAUACCAACCGGGUCGUCAAAGUCUACGGUCGGGAAGAAGGAUUCCGCCCUCUGGCGUUGGCGCUAUAUCAGGGACAACCCCAGAAGAAAGGCGUCACAACCGUUGCCAUGGCGGCUUCAAGUAAUCCCUUGCUGCAAGAAUCGGAGACCAGAGACCCAAUACUGGUCGCAACAGGCGCGGGCAAGGUCCGAUUUUACAUGUUCACCAACGAGGAAGAGAUAUCAAAGUCGACAAGAGACGUCCAAAAUGAAAAACCGACCGUCCUGGGGCAGAAGAAAGCCGAGGAGAAGAAAAAGACAGAGACUGGGACGGCUGCCAUCGUACAUACCAAUUAUGGUGACAUCCACAUUCGCCUGUUUCCCGACGCCGCGCCCAAGGCUGUUGAGAACUUUGUCACGCACUCGAGACGGGGGUAUUACAACAACACCAUCUUCCAUCGGGUUAUUCGGAAGUUCAUGAUCCAAGGAGGAGACCCGCUCGGAGAUGGCACAGGUGGCGAGAGUAUCUGGGGCAGGGAGUUUGAAGACGAGUUCAGCAGCUUGAAGCACGAUAAACCAUACACCGUCAGCAUGGCUAAUGCCGGGCCCAAUACCAAUGGUAGUCAGUUCUUCAUCACGACCGAGAAAACGCCUUGGCUUGACAACAAACACACCAUUUUUGGCCGCGCGGUCCAGGGCUUGGAUGUUAUUCACCGGAUUGAGAGCGUCAAAACGUACAAAGAGAAGCCGGCAGAGGAUAUCAAGAUUCUCAACAUUGAUAUUGCCUGA